UAACUCGAGUGGGAGUGUGCAGGGUCUAUAAAGUCCCAGUGGGAAGCUGGGCAUGGGAGGGUCACCAGGGGAUUCCUGCCUCCUGCUCAGCUGUGCCGUGGUGAUGGGGCUCCAGGCUGGGAGAAGUUUGCUGCGUGGGGACCUUGUCCUGCUGCCCACAGUGCUGGCCAUGGCCUUGCUCCUCGCCUGCAGCAGCGCUGGCCCAGCAGCACCCACCGCCAGCCCCCGGAGUGCGUUCCCCGCGGACUGCAGCCGCCUGCGCAAGGGCAGCCCCAGCGGCGUGUACGUCAUCCAGCCCGCUCGCUCCCCGCCGCGCGUCGUCUGGUGCGACAUGGACACGGCGGGCAGGGGCUGGACCGUGGUGCAGAGGAACUCCCGCGACACCGAGCUCUCGUGGAAGCAGUCCUGGACCACCUACAAGUACGGCUUCGGGAACGUGCAGAGCGACUACUGGCUGGGCACCGAGUACCUGCACCUGCUGACUCAGCAGGGCACCUACAAGGUUCGCUUCGUGGUGCGGGACAAAGCCAACGCCACGCACCACGCCGAGUACGACAUCUUCAGGGUGGAGAGCGAGGCCAGCGGGUACCCGCUGAGGCUGGGCCGCUUCUCUGGCGACGGGGAGGAUUACCUGACCCUGUACCACCCCAAGAAGGGCGGCAUCCACGACAACAUGAAGUUCAGCACCAACGACAAGGACCAGGACCAGUACGGCGGGAACUGCGCCAACAGCUACGGCGGCUGGUGGUACGACCGGUGCCACAACGUGCUGCUCAACGCCAGGAAGAACAUCCUCUGGCCGGGCUUCUGCGACAACGGCGACUGCUCCUCGUCCCUCAUCCUGGUCAAGCCCACGGACGUGUGCUGACGGGGCCGCUCCCGCGCCAGCGCCGCCGCUCCGCCCGCAGCUCCCGCACCGGCCCCGGCCCCAGCGCGGCGGCUCCGGCGCCCGGGAGCCAC
Molecule: messenger RNA, 960 nt
Organism: Colius striatus (speckled mousebird)
Lineage: Eukaryota; Metazoa; Chordata; Aves; Coliiformes; Coliidae
Product: fibrinogen-like protein 1-like protein
Exons: 3
Coding region: 53-868 (271 amino acids)
Source: RefSeq, a predicted model, not a curated record